Molecule: messenger RNA, 6120 nt
Organism: Vespa velutina
Lineage: Eukaryota; Metazoa; Arthropoda; Insecta; Hymenoptera; Vespidae
Product: metabotropic glutamate receptor 7-like
Exons: 18
Coding region: 1222-4044 (940 amino acids)
Biological process (GO): regulation of synaptic transmission, glutamatergic; G protein-coupled glutamate receptor signaling pathway
Cellular component (GO): membrane
Molecular function (GO): adenylate cyclase inhibiting G protein-coupled glutamate receptor activity
Source: RefSeq, a predicted model, not a curated record
CGGCUCAACUCCAGUCUAGCCCGCGGUACCGGGUACCGCGAACCUCUUUAUCUUUUUCUCAUCGUCUUUGUCGUUGUUCUCGUUAUUGUUCCUGUUAUCAUAAUUACCGUCUUCGUUGUCGUCAUCAUCAUCAUCUUCAUCAUUAUCAUCUUCAUCAUCAUCAUCUUCAUCAUCCUUAUCAUUUUUACUCCCUAAUCAAUCUCUCUUAUAUUCUUUUUAUUGUCAUCAUUCUUUUCCUUUUCUCUCUUUCUCUUUCUCUCUCUCUCUCUUUCUCUUUCUCUCUUUCUCUCUCUCUCUCUCUCUCUCUCUCUCUCUCUCUCUCUCUCUUUCUAUUUUUUUCUUUUCUAUUAUUUUUGACAAUUUCCUUCGAGAGAAUUAUUAUGAUGAUUUUUAAGAUUAUUAAUUUGUGAAGAUAAGAGAUAGAUAUAGAUAGAUCCCUUUUCUUCUUAUUGCUUAUUCUUUCUUCGAUUUAUUUAUCUAUUUUUUUUUCUUUUCUUUUUUUUUUUUUUUUUUUUUUUUGGACACCAUGAGAAGAAAGCAGUAUACGUGUUGACAUCAUCAGCAUCAUUCUCAUAAUCGUAUGCAAUCUAGUUGGAAUAAACAACGCGAAAGAAUCCUCAUUCAUUAAGAUUUUAUUUUAUUUUAUUUGUUUAUUAUUAUUAUUAUUAUUAUUUUUUUUUUUUUUUUUUUCGAAUUGUUGAGAGUAACAAGAGAAAGUUUUAGAGAGACAGAUAGAUGAUCUUAUGAUUUCUUAUCUUCGUUAAUCGGAGAGAUAAAAAAAAGAAGUUUGGAUUCUUUAUAUUUUCGCAGCAGUUAAACGUCAACAGGCACGUCGUUCAUGGAUAUUUUCCAGUCUUCGUUCUUUGGGAUUUUACGGGGAUCGCAAAGUCUCUAAUCUGAUUCUUAUUGUAUAUGUAACCCGUUUACUUGAUAUAUCUCUAUUUUUCUAUCUUUCUUUAUUCCUCUUAUGAUUUUAUCUUUGAAUAUCUAUCGUUUGAUAGAUUAACUAGGGGAUUAAUAGAUUAGAAUUUUCUUUUCUCUUGUUUUCUUUCUUUUUCUUUUUUUCUUUUUUUCUUUUUUCUUUUUUUUUUUUUUAAGCUUUUAUCUUUUCUACAUUUCGUUUUAUCAACAGAUAAAUACAAAUCAUUGUGAAAUCGAGAGUGAUCUAAUCAGAUGUAUCGUUACAUCAUAUUUUAAAAUUAAACGUGGAGUCAAUCAAAGAUGCUUAAAAUGAGCCUGAUGCAAAGUAAUCUACUAUCAUACAUGAUGAUCCUUUACUUCCUUUUUGUGAGUGAGGCUUAUCAGAGGAAGGAUGGCAACAAGGAUGGUUCGAAAUUGAUAAGGAUUAAUGGCGAUAUCAUUCUUGGAGGAAUUUUUCCUAUGCACGAACAGGUAUGGGUAAGAUCACGUGGUGCUGGUACAAUCGGUGAAUCACCUUGCGGUGCAGUAAAGGAAGAAAAAGGUGUACAACGAUUAGAAGCAAUGUUAUACGCAUUAGACGAGAUUAAUGGUGAUCAAGAGCUUCUACCAAACACUACAUUGGGUGCAUUGAUAUUAGAUUCAUGUAGCAGCGAGACGUAUGCUCUUGAUCAGAGUAUGGAAUUCAUGAGAUCUUAUAUGAACCAGGACAUUUCAGAGUACAAGUGCGAAGAUAAUAAACCACCUAUAUACAUGCCACAUAAACCAGUAACCGGAGUAAUAGGAGCUUCCUUCAGUGUAGUUUCCAUCAUGGUCGCUAAUAUUCUAAGACUUUUCAAGAUACCCCAAGUGAGCUAUGCAUCAACCAGCACUGAAUUAUCGGACAAAAGUCGUUUCGAGUAUUUCAGUAGAGUUGUACCACCAGACAGUUUUCAAGCGCAGGCCAUGGUCGAGGUGAUACAUCGCUUAGGAUGGAAAUAUGUUUCUACGGUGGCCGUCGAAGGUGAUUAUGGUGAAAAGGGUAUCGCCAGUUUUAUAUCGUUAUCUUUGGAAUAUAACAUUUGCGUUGCUGUAAGCGAGAAGAUAUUACGAAAUUCGAAGACCGUAGACUUUGAUAGGAUCGUAGAAAGACUAAGCACGAAACAUAAUGCUCGAGGAGUCGUAUUGUUCGUUGAUGAAGAUAAUAUAAGAAAACUUCUUCAAGCUACGGUGAGAGCCAAUCGUACGGGUCACUUCAUGUGGGUUGGUAGUGACUCCUGGGGUGCUAAAGUUUAUCCGGUGAGAGAUCAAGAAUUUGCUGCGGAGGGUGCUAUCACUAUACUACCAUAUAGGACUGCCCUUAAAGGUUUUGACGAAUACUAUCUUAACCUUCGACCAAGAAUGGCUAAUGAAUGUCAAGGACAAAGUGAGAAUAAUAUUCCACACGAAUCAUUACCCGGAAAAAUAGUAAAUUGUAGGAAUAUAUGGUUCCGUGAGUUUUGGUCGCAACAUCAUAAAUGCACUUUUAGCCAAAAUGCAUCGAUCGAAAUGACGAGAUGUACUGGUACUGAAGAACUUAAGGAUUACGAGCAAGAAGGGCUGGUACCUUUCGUUGUCGAUGCUGUAUAUGCAAUGGCUCAUGGAGUUCACAACGUGAUAGAGGAAGAAUGCGAAAAUGAAUUUACUGGAAUGCAUUAUGUUUGCGAAACUUUGAAACCUGCACCCGAUGGCCAACAACUUCUACAGUAUAUUCGAAACGUUACCUUCAUUGGUCGUCAAGGUACAGAAAUUAAAUUCAAUACCAAUGGCGAUGCCUACGGGUUUUAUAAUAUUUAUCAAUAUCAACGUAACGAAGAAAAUCGUUUUGAUUAUACUCUGAUUGGCACUUGGAAAGAAGAAUUGGCUUUUGAUAUCAAUAUGACCAGAUGGGCAACAGGAGCUGGUGAACUUCAUAUACCAAGAAGUUCUUGCAGUGAUAAUUGUCCUUUAGGUCACGUCAGAAAUUUCCAGGAGGCAUGUUGUUGGAGAUGUGUAGCUUGCCGAGAAGAUGCUUACGUGUUCAACGACACUUGCAGCAGCUGUGGACCUGGAUACGCUCCUGACGAAACAAAAACAAGUUGCAUCAAACUAACAGCUGAAGUUAUAUCAUGGACCAGUCCGUGGGCAUUGGUACCAUUAGUUUUCGCUUCCAUUGGCAUCCUCAGUACACUUUUCACAACGUUUGUAUUCAUUCGAUUCAAUCGUACCCCAGUGAUCAUGGCUUCUGGUCGAGAAUUAUGUUACGUUUUACUCGUUGGGAUUCUAUCUUGUUAUGGGAUGAGCUUCGUUAUAUUGAGCAAACCAACAACAUGGAAUUGCACCUAUCUUCGUAUUGGUCUAGGCCUUUGCUUGAGUAUUUGUUACAGUGCAAUACUCACCAAAACUAAUCGUAUUUCACGUAUAUUCAAUCAAGGUACGAAAAGUAUCAAAAGACCUUCAUACACGUCGCCAAAAAGUCAAGUUGUUAUUGCUAUCGGGAUCACUGCAGUCCAACUGAUCGGUGCCAUCGUUUGGCUGAUUAUCGAACCACCUGACACCACAGAGAUCCAUCCGUAUCCACUAUCAGCUGUAUUGACAUGUCGUGUCUCAACGUUCUCCUUGAUGAUGUCUCUUGUAUAUAAUAUGUUCCUCAUACUGAUGUGUACUCUAUACGCAUUUAAAACAAGAAAAAUACCAGAGAACUUCAAUGAAGCUAAGUACAUUGGUUUUACCAUGUACUCGACCUGUAUAGUCUGGCUUGCCUUUGUACCGAUUUAUUUUGGUUCGAAGAAUGACUACAAGGUCCAAAUAGCAAGCAUGUGUAUGUGUAUCAACAUCUCAGCGUCUGUUGCUCUUGGUUGUCUAUUCACACCAAAGGUCUAUCUUGUAUUAUUUCAACCUUACAAGAAUGUACGACCUGGUCCUAACCCAGGAGGUGUUCAUUGUAUUAACAGGCCAACGUUCAUAAUGCAAUUUUCGGGUGCGAGAAGUCAAACGAUGCAGAGCAUGACCUCAGGAUCACGUAGCAGCCCUCCCCCAUCACGAGCAUCUCGAAGUGAGCAAAAGCAUGUAAAUGGUGAAAGUCAAGCACUGGCAAGCCCGUCAGUCGAAGAAACAUCAGUUAGCUAGGUCGCUCUCAUACACCUCCCUCUUUGUCCAGAGCAUCAUCUGAAGGUGCAUGAGACUGAGGUGGAGGUGUAUGUCGAUGAAGAAAUCGCAAGAACAACAGAGAAACUCUCGAUCGUUAGUGAAUUAUCAGAGUUACCAGAUGUGCCAAGUUCUGAUGAGGACUAUGACCUUGAACAGGUAACUACACCGAUCAACAGCAUCUCUGAAAGGAUAGAUGUCUCUACGAAAUUGAACGAUCGUCCGAACGAGGAACAUAUUGGACGUAUUUAUAGUGCAUCUCCAACAUUCUCGGAUUUUUCAUCAUAGUGUUCGACGUUAAUCUUUUCUUCAUUUCGUCAAACUAUUCAAUUAUGAUCUAUACUCGAGUAUAACUUCGUACUCUCGAGAUAUAGUAUUAUAGACAGGUCUUUUUACUAUUUCAAUCGGUAAGUAUGAUUAUAAAAUCGUUCAAGGACAAACUUUUCAAACAAGAAUUUCGAAAAAAUUUUAAGGCUCUAAUUAAUCGAGUGGUAUUCGUACGUACACGUAAUGACCUAAUUGUUCGUUCAUAAAUAAUAUUUUUUAUAACCAUUUCUCUCGUUGACAUCUUCGAGUAUACUUUUAAAAAAGGAUUAAAUUGACAUAUAAUAUUUGAUUCGUUUUUAUGAGAAAAAUUUUGAUCCUAAUCAUUCGUUUUUAUCAUCCACUUAUAGAGAGAAAUGUUUCUGUAAAAUAUACAAUAUAUAAUAUCCAAUUGAUUUUUCAAUCGUGUUAAAUCCAAAUAUAAUUAAUUAUCAUGUCCGAUAAUUAAGACGAUAUUAUACAAAGUUAGAGGCAAAUUACUACUUGCAGCACGAUAAGAAUUGCUAGGUAAGAGAAAAAACACUAUGAAUAAUGAUGAUAAUGAUAGUUUUUAGUCCUAUAAUUAUUAUUGAUGAUCGUGUCUAUAUUUGUAGUAAGAGAAAUUAAUGAAUAUAAAGAAAAAUUCGAUUUUCCAUGUUUCUUUCAAUAUUGAUUUUUUUGUUUUUGCAGAAAUUACUAUUGCAUAUCGAAAAAAAAAAAGAAAAUGGAUUUAACUAUAGGACUAUAAGCGUCAAAUAUAAGGCUCUUAAAUAUUUUCACGAACAUCGAUUUUGAAAUAUUUCUUCCUAAAUCGGCUGUACUUCAUAUUUCAAUUGCAUCGUGUGUCUCGAAAAGCACUGCUGUUUUUUGUACGAUAAUAUCUAAUAGAAUCUAUAUAUUAGAACAAAAAAGAAAUCUUAGAUAAAUAAUUAUAUAAUAUAAUCGUGUUUAUGGAGAAAUCGAAUUUGCAUAGUAUAUAUUAUAUAUAUAUAUAUAUAUAUAUAUAUAUAUAUAUAUAUAUGUGUACAUUGUACAUAAUACCGAAUCAUUGAUAGCUUUCUUUACAAAAAAAUAUUUGCAUUCUUUAGAAUAUUACUAUAUAUUAACAAUAUUGCGAAUAAGGAGAUAAUUAUUUCAUAAAAAAAUAAAAAUAUAAAAAGAAAAAAUAAAAAGAAAAAAAAACAAACUUAUAAACGUCAAUGUGUCGACGUGCCAAAAGAAAUAUAAUGGACGGUAGAUUUCAAUUAGAAACAAAGGAAGACGAAAAAAGAUAGUAGAAGAUCGUAUUGAACUUUGUAACUGCAACGAAAAUGAACAUGUGUUGUAAUAGAGUACUGCAUGUGUAAAUGUAAAACACCAUAUACUCGUGAUGUAAAAUAAGCAACGUAGUUACAUCACUUAAAUGCAAUUUUUGCAGAUUAACAAUAAUGUAUAAUCUGUUGAAUUAUUAUUAUCGAUUAUAUAUUAUAUAUAUAAUUGAUAUAUAUAUAUAUAUAUAUAUAUAUAUAUUAGUUGGUGAUUUGAAAAGUAAUCUAAAUCAUAUACAUAUUUUUUGUUUUGAGAUUUUUUUGACAUUUCAGUUUGAAUUAUUUAAAAAUUUUUUUUUCUGUAAUGAGGCAAGCAAAACAAGUAUAUUCAUUUUUGAAAUCAAAAAAAAAUUAAUUCUCUUUUAUGUAAUUUUCAAAUUUUUAAAAUAACGUGUUAAAAAAUAUUUUUUUUUUAAUAUCUCGAAUGAUUUAGACCACUUCCAUAAUC